This is a messenger RNA of Diatraea saccharalis (sugarcane borer), 602 nucleotides long. Lineage: Eukaryota; Metazoa; Arthropoda; Insecta; Lepidoptera; Crambidae. The record is from the annotation of a GenBank genome assembly.
AUGGGAGAUUUCAUUUCAACUAUCAUAUUAUCUCCAGAGAUACCGUCCGGCGACGCUCUAAGAAACAGAAUAGUAACGAUAGGCGUAGCAAAACCACUCCCUUGUAGUACAGUGGUCGGAGGGGAAAAAGCGAACGGACACAGCGUCCAGAAUAGCCAGAAAUUGGAGUACUUCACGAAGAUCCUUCGCUUGAUAAUGUCUCUACAUAGAGACAUAUUAGAGUUGCAGCUGCAACGCGCUCAGGACGUAGAGCCCGCGCCUGCAGACGCCGCCGCCGUUCCGGGUGCCGCCGAAGAUAAAGGCGGAGAUCACUAUGAAAUGACACAGCGACCGACUCAACUACGCGGUCACCGUCGAGAUACCGGACACUGCCAACUGCACCGACCGAGGUUCCAUCACAUGUAACGAGUUGAAGAUUUAACGCCAUUUGUUGGAAUCUCGUAUUUCUCAUUUUAAAUGCCUAUUUCACAUAUCGGGUUGGCACAAAAGUAAUGAGACACUUGGUUUAAGUUUUACUUUUUGAUUAUUAUUACAAUAAAAAAAGUUUUGUCAAUGAUGUAAUUACCAUUAGUAUCUAAGACUUCUUGCCAACGAUCCGGCAA